Messenger RNA from Hippocampus comes (tiger tail seahorse), 3821 nucleotides. Its product is annotated as peroxisome proliferator-activated receptor gamma coactivator-related protein 1. Gene Ontology annotation, biological process: positive regulation of transcription by RNA polymerase II. The transcript is spliced from 11 exons. Bases 95 to 3355 code for a protein of 1086 amino acids. NCBI's taxonomy places the organism in Eukaryota, Metazoa, Chordata, Actinopteri, Syngnathiformes, Syngnathidae. Gene Ontology annotation, molecular function: RNA binding; transcription factor binding. The record is from RefSeq and is a predicted model, not a curated record. Gene Ontology annotation, cellular component: nucleus.
UUCCAAGUGUGUUGUGAGUGUCAAACUGGUCCUAGGUCAGCCCAGCUUUUCGUGCGUUGUUGGGGGUCACGUGUCCAGGACUGCCAAGUCGACCAUGUGGAGCAGCAAGAUGGCGGCGCAGUGGAGGCCCAUAGACGAGGCUUUAAAUGCCGGCAACGUGGACUUUCUGAGCAUCAGGAGCCCUUGCCAGAUUGGUUCGUGUGGAGGCACCAUGGGUACAGAGGACAUGGACACGCAGUCCUGUAUGGAACACUCCAUCUUGGCCAUUUUUGAGGAGCCCGCUGCUUCAUCAGAGGACACAAGGCAAGCGGAAGAAGAAAGCGAGACCUUGCUGUCUGCUCUGAAUCAGAUGUUAGAGUGUGUGGAGGAUGAUGUCGGCAGCACGCUUUCUCCCUUUGACAUCCUGCCUGACACCAAGCUCCUCAACUGUCAGGAGUUUGGGAACAACAUGACUACUGAUGAGGUAGCCUUUACCGCCAAACUUAGACCGAGAACCACAAAUGGCGCAGGAAAAGAAGACAAGAGCAAAGUAGCCAGACUUCAGCCAGUCUUCCAACACCAAAGUCGGACAUUGUUUCAAGGUCCAAAUAAGAAAGCAGAUACUCAAGUGAACAUCUUUACUACAUCUUCUCUGGUCAACCUAGUGAAACUCAUGCAUCCCUAUUGCCUUAAGAUGCAUGUGGAGGAGGAGGGGAGAGACCACCGGGGCACAGCUGGACCACUAUCGCCCUGGGACAAACUACAGCAGAAACACACAAUGUUCUCCCAGGGAGAAGUAUGGAAGUAUAAGAAGCCAACUGCAGACAGUGAUGAAGACAUUAAUGUCGUAUCUGAUGAUGAUGAUACCCCCCUGAAAGAGAGAGAAGGUAAAGAGGGGAUUGCAAAAAAAGAGAGCAGCGCACCACUAAAAAGCGCAUUCCUCACGAGCAAAUCAUCCAAAGGUCUGUUCCCCAAAGCAAAGAAAAAAGUCAGUUUCGGCCCCGUUCAAGUGGCUUCAUUUGAUCAGUCUGUGGAGGUUGGAUUUGAUGAGAAGACUCUCCCAAGCGUCGCCGCUGCAGAUACACCCAACGACCCAUUACUUGUAGCCCCAACAACAGCAUCGAUAUUAUCAGACUUAAAUAACCAGGCUGAGGCUCCACCACCAAAAGGUGAGGGCAAAGCCAAAUCGCUAAGCCUCCAAGAGUACAGGCAGAUGAGACAGAAAAGGCAGCCUCUGGUGGAGAAAAAGGGGAGUAACACGACCAGGUGGCCCUCUGUUCCCAAGCCCCCCAAAGAACUGACCCCCAUUCUCUGUUCACAUGGGCAGAGACAAAACCUCUGUGAGAUGAAGUCUUCACUCCACCUGAUAGAAAAGUCUACAAUCAGUCCGGAUCCACGCCAAAGAGCUCCUUGCAAGACAACAUGUCGUCAUCCUCCCGGACCACUCGACAAGAAGCCAUUGUUGGCUGUUCGGCAUCGCAGAUCCAAAUCACCUCAAAGUGAAUCUGAACAUACCUCACUUGAUGGUUCAAAGUGCAGUGAUGAGCACAGAGACCCCCCAGUUAAAGGAGCUGCAAGCAAGACAAGUCCAUUAAAGAAUCGGACACCGCUCAGCACUGAUCCCCCAAACCCUGUCAUCAUUCACUUGCCUGUUAGCCCGAUGCCCAACCCAUCUAAUUCUCACUCUUCUCUCAUGUCCAGCGUUGAACACUCAGUUGCAGCAUCACAAAUACCACAGUCCACUGUGGAACCUCAUUCGAGUAAUGAAGUGGAGUGCUACUUCCCAAUUACGCCUCAAACAAAAUCCAGUUCAGAAUGCAGGAAACCACAAAACCUCAUGCCUCAUAUUUCUCAGUCAGUAAAUUCGGAUCCAGUAACGUGUGACCAAGGCCAGUCAGUCAGGAAAGUGUUAGCAGAGGGCCCCACAGGAUGUUCUCUUUCCGAGAAAGCACGACCAUCAUUUCAACAUACCUGUCGCAACCUAAGUGCUGCAGCUGAGUCAGGGAUUGAAGCCUGUGACCUUACCAGCUUGUUGGAGCAGUUUGAGGAGAAACAAACUGAAGAGGCCGAUCCAGCUAUAUUUUCAAAUGCUUUACCCGCAAAUCUGCACAAAGACACUGAGAGGAACUCUAUGCCUAUGCAGACCUCCACGAAAGAACCCAAACCUGUCAGAACUUUGUACUCCAUGAAAGCAAAACGCGCCAUCAAAUAUCUGGAGCGCCAAAGAAACUUGGAACAAGUCGCUCCUGAGCCUGUCAGCACUGAAGUCAUUCUCGACACUCAGGAAGUUGUCAGUGUAAAACGGAGAACACCAGCAUCCAAGGGCAUUCAGAUCAUUGAUCCUCGCCCUUUGCCAUGCAGGAAGACAAACGCGACAGAUCUCGCUGCACCUCCUCACAUAUGUUCAUCGGUGUCCACAGAUCACGAUUACUGCAUGCCUGUGGAUGAUUUGCAUCCAAGAGCCCCUCCUUCUCUUCUCAGGAACACUCGUGAAGUGGAAGAGACCUCCUCUUUUGUUAAGUGCAAUCAAAUCUCCAUCAUGAAAUGUGACUCUCCCGUCAGAACUGAUGAGAAAUACCAGUCAGCCUCAUCCACUUGCACCCCGACAGCCCCUUCAUAUACCCAACUUACACCUCCACCCAGCCCUCCGAGCAGAGGGCGAGAGAAGAGGAGAUACUCGAGAAGAUCCCCACUCUCUGACGUUUGCUCGUCAUCAUCGUCCAGCUCUCCAUCCCGCUCCCCAAAAAGGUCCCAUUGUGAGCAUUCAGGAAGCAGGUCUUGGUCAUCGUCCCCUUCUCGCUCCGCCUCCCCUUCCCCGCCUCGGCGCCGCAAACUGUCUUGUACGUGUUUAACAUCUAACAGAUCGAGACCCCAAUCAUGGUCUCGCUCCCGGUCGCCGUCUCCUUCCUCACCAACUUUUCAUACGCGCAGGAGAAACGUUUACAGAAAGUCCUGGAAACUGAAGAGGGAACACAAGGCAAGACUUCAGAAGCUGAAAGCCAUAGAUGAGCGCAGAGUUGUGUACGUCGGCCGCAUCCGCAGGUCCAUGACGCACGAUGAACUGAGGGAGCGCUUCUCUUAUUUCGGAGAAGUAGAAUGCGUGUCGCUGCACUUUAGAGAUCAAGGUGACCAUUAUGGCUUUGUUACGUUCUACCGCAUGGAUGAUGCAUUUGCAGCCAUCGACAAUGGUGCAAAACUAAGAAGACCCGAUGAGCUGCCCUUUGACAUCUGCUUUGGAGGCAGAAGACAGUUUUGUAAUUCAGACUAUGCCGAUUUAGAUGCAAAAGUGGAUGCAGAGCCGUCUCCAGCCAAGAGCAGGUUUCAGGAGCUUGACUUUGAUUCGUUACUGAAACAAGCCCAAAGAGGACUGAGGUAGCAGUGCAGAGGAGAGGAUCGCAGAAGAGAGAACGACACCAACUUCAGAACUUUUUGCUCGCACUUAUGUUGCCUAUUUCAGUGUCUACUGCUCCCUACGGACCCCCCGCCCCAUGAACAGUGACGUGGUGCGGUUUGUCGCUGCUGAGGUUCGGACUGAUAUUAUAAGCACGUUUACAAAAUAAGCCAAACAUACUUGCAGCUUUGCCGUUAAAUUAUUAGCCACACAUUUGCAUCGGGGCGGCAGCCACAAAACGCAACAUUUGUCUCAAGACUGGCUCUGCAUUUGAGGUGUGCAUUUUUUUUCUUCCUACUAAUCAAAAUAUUCAGUGACAUCGGAGCUAUCCAUACAUAAGAUAACCUUUAUUUGUCCCACACUGGGAAAAUUCGCAAAUUACAUACUUAGGUAUUUUUUUUAUGCCCUCUAUAGACCAUAACGGCAGUAUUAUACCAAUAGGAAAACUUAA